Molecule: messenger RNA, 1869 nt
Organism: Grosmannia clavigera kw1407
Lineage: Eukaryota; Fungi; Ascomycota; Sordariomycetes; Ophiostomatales; Ophiostomataceae
Product: protein phosphatase 2a 65kd regulatory sububit
Exons: 8
Coding region: 1-1869 (622 amino acids)
Biological process (GO): protein dephosphorylation
Cellular component (GO): protein phosphatase type 2A complex; cytoplasm
Molecular function (GO): protein phosphatase regulator activity
Source: RefSeq, a predicted model, not a curated record
AUGGCAGACGCGCCCACCAACGACGAGCUCUACCCCAUCGCCGUCCUCAUCGACGAGCUCAAGCACGACGAUGUUCUGCUCCGCCUGAAUGCCAUCCACCGCCUUUCCACAAUCGCCCUCGCUCUCGGCGCAGAGCGCACCCGGGAUGAGCUGAUUCCCUUUCUCGAUGAAUCGGUCGAGGAUGAAGAUGAGGUGCUCGUUGCUCUGAGCGAGGAGCUGGGCAACUUCAUCGAGUAUGUCGGCGGUUCCCAAUGGGGCCAUGUCCUGCUGUCGCCCUUGGAGAAUCUGGCGGCAAUCGAAGAGCCCGUUGUGCGGGAUAAGGCUGUCGAGUCUCUCAACAAAAUCUGCGAGCAGCUCUCGGCAAAACAGGUCGAGGACUACUUCGUCCCCUUGACCGUUCGGCUGUCCAAAGCCGACUGGUUCACAUCCAAGGUGUCGGGCUGUGGCCUGUACACCACUCCCUACAAGAAGGUGCCACCCACUGUACAGGAACAGCUCCGCCAGCAGUUCGGACACCUUGUCCACGAUGAGACGCCGAUGGUCCGGCGCCAGGCCGCCACACACAUGCCUGGCUUCGUCAAGGAGAUGCCCGCUGCUAUUGUGAUUGACGAGAUGAUACCCCUGUUUCAACAUCUGGCUCAGGACGACCAGGACAGCGUGCGCCUCUUGACUGUCCAGAUCCUUAUCGCCAUUGCCCAAGUUGUCCCGAAGGAGCAGCAGGCCAGCCACGGCGUUCUUCUGACGGCCCUCCGCAGCCUGAUAGAAGACAAGAGCUGGAGAGUUCGCUACAUGGUGGCGGAGCAUUUCGAAGAGAUCGCAAAGGCUGUGGACGAGGAGGUUGUGGCGAGAGAUCUGGUCCCGGCAUUUGUGAAGCUGCUGAAAGACAACGAGGCCGAGGUGCGGACGGCCAUUGCCGGCCAAAUACCCGGCUUCUGUGCCCUGGUGGACCGCGAGAUUCUCCUGAACGAGAUCAUGCCCAGUGUCGAGGACCUCGUGUCCGACACGUCGCAGCAUGUUCGCGCGGCUCUCGGCACACAGAUCUCGGGCCUGGCGCCAAUCCUGGGCAAGCAAGAGACUAUCGACCAUCUUUUGCCCAUGUUCCUCCAAAUGCUCAAGGACGAAUUCCCGGAAGUACGCCUUCACAUCAUCUCCAAGUUGGAGCUAGUUAAUAAAGUGAUCGGCAUCGAGCUUCUCUCCCAGUCGCUGCUGCCGGCAAUCGUGCAGCUGGCCGAGGACAAGCAAUGGAGAGUGCGGCUUGCCAUUAUCGAGUACAUCCCACUGCUGGCCAGCCAGCUGGGCGUGCAGUUUUUUGAUGAGAAGCUGAGCAACCUAUGUAUGGGAUGGCUCGGAGACACAGUCUUCUCGAUCCGGGAGGCGGCCACACACAACCUGAAGAAUCUGACGGAAGUGUUUGGCGUCGACUGGGCCAGCGAGGCCAUCAUUCCCAAGGUGAUGACCAUGGGCAGCCACACGAACUACCUGUACCGCAUGACGACCUGCUUUGCCAUAACGACGCUCGCCUCCGUUGUCAGCCUGAACGUCAUCGACAAGCACAUCCUUCCGAUGCUGGACAAGCUUGUUGUGGACGACAUCCCCAACAUCCGUUUCAAUGUGGCCAAGACGUACGGUGUGCUGAUCGACGUGCUUAAGCGGUUGCCAGACCAGGGAACACUGUACUCGCUUGAGAAGCAGGGCAGCACAGAAGCACCAUCGACAAAAGGGGCCGAGCUGAUUCAGAGCCGGAUCCUGCCGAGCUUGGAGAAGCUGCAGAAGGACGACGACGUCGAUGUGCGGUACUUUGCGACGACAGCGGCGGCUGUGGCAACAGGAGCUGUGCCAGGCGGAGACCCGAUGAAUACCUCUCCAUAG